Ascochyta rabiei is the source of this 360-nucleotide messenger RNA. RefSeq lists its product as uncharacterized. NCBI's taxonomy places the organism in Eukaryota, Fungi, Ascomycota, Dothideomycetes, Pleosporales, Didymellaceae. Bases 1 to 360 code for a protein of 119 amino acids. The transcript has a single exon. The record is from RefSeq and is a predicted model, not a curated record. Gene Ontology annotation, molecular function: nucleic acid binding.
AUGUGGCUCUGUAAGCAGAGCAAGGUCUAUCUCCUAUACCUCCCGCCUCACGCAUCACACAUCCUCCAGCCGCUAGAUCUAGCUCCAUUCUCAGUACUCAAAUCUCGUUACCGUAGCGGGAUCCGAGCCCUCUCAGCACUUGAUGACGCAGCACCUAUUAAGAAGGAGCGCUUUGUCACAUUAUACAAUAAGGCAAGAGAUAAGGGACUAUCUAAGAGAGUCAUACAAGCUGGGUGGAAGGCUGCUGGCCUCUGCCUAUACAACCCAGACCUUGUACUGCUCUCAUCUCAAGUAUCAGGCCGGCCUAUCACUCCUCCACCAUCUACUCAAGCCUUAGAUAACGUGUUUGCCACGCCUUAG